Aspergillus glaucus CBS 516.65 is the source of this 1262-nucleotide messenger RNA. RefSeq lists its product as uncharacterized. The record is from RefSeq and is a predicted model, not a curated record. The transcript is spliced from 2 exons. Lineage: Eukaryota; Fungi; Ascomycota; Eurotiomycetes; Eurotiales; Aspergillaceae. The coding region runs from base 421 to 1230 and encodes 269 amino acids.
GUGGCUGUGGUGGGAAGGGGGUUUAUUCCUUUGCAUUUGAAGCUUACCCGACUACGACGAUUGUUUCUGAUGGCAUUCUAGUGGUUAUUGUUUUGUACAAUCGUGGUUGCGAGUGAGUAUGGGGUGGAAAGCCGAGGUGAUAAGAGGACCUGUCAACCCCGCAAAUGGAAAAUGAUAAGGAUCUUUCUUUCUUUUCUUAUCCACGGUUGAUCACUUCCCAGCCUACCGAUAAUGCGCCAUUUUUGCUCAAUAUGUGGUGUCCUGAUCCGUUCCUGCGCAGCCGAGGAUGACAUGGGCCCUCCUGUCGAUGAUCUGGAAUGGUACUAAUUGAUCCGGGCCUUCUAUAAAGAAUGGUCUGAGGGCAUUGCCAAAGUCACUGGGGUCGGAUAUCUCAACACCUUGAAUCAACCCGUUGUGCCCAUGAUCUUCAACGAGUUUUAUUGGCAGCCCAAUGUUUAUAUAGACAACUCUGUCCCGUUCCCUAAUGGUAGUCCGCACUGUCGCACGUACUUAGUCCAUGAAGCGUGCUGGAGGGUCCUGCUCGAUCGAACUUUGUAUGGCAACCCUUUCACAGAUUUUGUGGCCGUCGCACUGGCGCAGCUGUUUUGGGGCGCCUCUCUGUACAGGCAGUACUCCUAUAUCCGAAGACAUGAUUACGGAGGAUCAACUGAAUUCUGGGAUACUGAAGGUGAUCCAAUGGAAGCGAUGACACAGGGAGGAUAUGGGCAUUGCGCUGUUGAACCUUCGGGGUUUGUCAAUAUUGAGGACCUUUUGAGCUGUCUUGGUCCUGAGAUUCCAGUCGAAAUUCCUGCUACUUCUCCUAUAACUUCCACGUCGAGGCUCGAACAUGGCUCUGGCCAGUUUGCUAAGCUUCCUGUAGAGGUUAUUCACAUGCUCUUGACAUGGUUGCAGUCAGAUGACAUCCAGCGCCUGCGUCUAGCAUCCCGGCCAGUCGCUUCAGCAUCCCAUCCGGACCAACUCCCGCAGUUCUUUUGGCAUGGCCGAUUCUUUCCAGAUUUUGAAAUGGGGUUCGCAAUGCCAAUUCGCACAGAAUGGUUCCAUGACUGGCGGUCUCUUUACUUUAGAGUCAAAUGCGGCCUGAAGACGCAUAGCUUUGACCGUCUCGUGAAUCGAAAGAGGGUGUGGAACUUUAUUUGCAAAGAGGAAGAUUGGUAUCAGAAGCUUUAUACAGGCAGCGAUAAUGAAUUAGGUUUGGGUUUGCUCCGAUAGUGGUCACGAGCUGCAAUAAUACGAUAUACCUG